This is a messenger RNA of Ruditapes philippinarum (Manila clam), 1340 nucleotides long. RefSeq lists its product as uncharacterized. NCBI's taxonomy places the organism in Eukaryota, Metazoa, Mollusca, Bivalvia, Venerida, Veneridae. The transcript has 2 exons. The record is from RefSeq and is a predicted model, not a curated record. The annotation marks the transcript as partial.
GCAACCAAUAUCCCUUGAAUAUGUGCUUACUCUUAAUCAAAACAGUAUUGAUGGUAUUAUCAUAGGCUUACAAAAUAUAAGACUCUGCAGUGGUGUAUGUUAUGAUGGAGGAGUUCCAAAAACAUUCCAAACUGAAAUCAUAUCAACUGUAAACGAUGAAAACUCUUCAAAAAGGAUAGCUCGUUCAAAGUCAUGUAAAAAUCUUCUCCCAUACUUUGGCAAAACUGAAACUUGCAAAACCUGUUUAGAUUCCUUUAAUAGAUUCACUAAAAGACAAACAUCAAACACUUCAAAUGAAGAUCAACAAAUUGAAAAAAAAAAGUUUAAUUAAUAAAGAACUACCAAUAUCAAAUACAUGUAAUGAAGACAAUUUAGAAUCAAAAUCAGAGUCUAGCUACAUAAUGUUAACUCAAGAGUCUCACACUGACAUGGAGAUACUGUUGCAUAAAAUUUUGGAAGAUGAUUCAGCUGGUGACUUUAAAAUACUGUUAGAAUCCCAGGUGAGAAACAUCAAAAAUAGCAUUGAUGCUCGUCAGAGACGCUGGGACCCAACAAUUAUAAGGGUUUGCCUAGGCAUUCUGAUAAGAUCCCCAUCAGCCUAUAACCAUUUAAAGGAAUCAGGACUUUUAGUAUUACCAUCAAGAAGGACCCUUCAAUAUUAUAAAAAUUCAUUUAAACAAAAGCCUGGAUUUAACAAUGAUAAUUUGGAAUGGAUGCAGAAUGAAGCUGUCAGAACAAAGGUCUCAGAAUUUGGCAUGCAUGGUGGAAUAUUGUUAGAUGAAAUGGCUAUUCAAGAUGAUCUCAUUAUAUGUAAAAAUGGAGACAGCUGGGAUAUUGUUGGAAUGAUGAACAUGGGGGAGACAAAUAACAAUAUAAAAAUUAUUUCUGAUGGGAAGAAAAAAAUUCAAAUGGCAACACACAUUUUACAAUUUGUAUUCCAUGGAUUCACUGGCUUCAGAUGGCCUGUUGUUUAUUUUGCUUCCUGUACGGCCAAGGCCCACGAGUUGUAUACUACGUUCUGGGAAUGUGUCGACAAGCUUGACGAGUUUGGAUUUACUGUAGAUUAUGUAAUGCUUGAUGGUGCAUCAACAAACAGAGCUUUUUUAAAUAUGCUAAUGGUAAAUGCCAAGGAAUCAAAGUUUUUGUUUCAAAAUAUUUAUUUUCAUAAGCACUAUUUAUGUGCAAUUCAAGAUAUUAUGCAUGUGUUAAAAAAAGUUAGAAACAACAUAGAAUCAAGCAUUGCUGAAAAUAAAACCAAACCAGGUAGAUAUCUUAUCAUGAAUGAAACCCCAAUACUUUGGGAUCACUGGAGAGAGGCAUUUAAUCAAUUUUUCAAAUUG